Ahaetulla prasina is the source of this 3131-nucleotide messenger RNA. It is a transcript of the gene TCTN1, whose product is annotated as tectonic family member 1. The record is from RefSeq and is a predicted model, not a curated record. NCBI's taxonomy places the organism in Eukaryota, Metazoa, Chordata, Lepidosauria, Squamata, Colubridae. The transcript is spliced from 14 exons. Gene Ontology annotation, biological process: cilium assembly; protein localization to ciliary transition zone. The coding region runs from base 97 to 1929 and encodes 610 amino acids. Gene Ontology annotation, cellular component: MKS complex.
GAGCUCCGAAGGCUCCCAGCGUACCUUGCGCGUCUCCAUGGUUACUAGCCCCGGGCAUCCAACUGAGGCCUAGGCCGCUGCGGCCUAGCAGGCGGGAUGAGGCGACCGGGCGGGCCGGCGUCGCCGCUUCUCCCGAGGCGGGCCGUUUUCUUUCUCUUGCUGCUACCAGGGGUUUGCCCGUCCACGGCGGGGCCGACGAGCGAAGCCUUUUCGAAGCCGGCCACCAGUCCGGGCGGAGCCACAGCGGCGGGGUCGACAUCGGAGCCCACUCCUCUUUCGCCCCUCAGCCAGGCGAUGUCGACGGCGGGCCCCGUCGAGGCAUCCAGCCCGCGUCUCACGUCUCCCCAAACGCCGCCUCAUGUCGGCCCGUGGCCGGCGCCCGUGACCGAGGUGACUGAGCUCUGCGUCUGUGACCUGCUGGAGAAUCAAUGUGACGUAAACUGUUGUUGUGAUCCUGUUUGCACGGCUGCGGAUUUCAGCAUCUUUACCGCCUGUUCGGUUCCCGUUGUCACCGGUGACGGGCACUUCUGCAGACAACCAGAAGCCCUCUACUCCAUAGAUCGAUCGGUUCAGCCACCAGAAAGGAUAUUCCAGCUAGUCGAAAAAGUCAACCCUUCUGUGUUCUGCCUUCAGACCUCCAACUAUAAAGCCGGCCUCUCCUUCCAAGCUCCAGAAAUACCCACUCUGCAGAAUUUCGAUAGGCUCCUUCAAGAAUUUGACAGGGGCAGCUUUGCUACUGGAAAGGAUCUGGUGCUGGAAGCGCAGUCGGAGACCCCGCGUGAGGCUGGUGCAAACGACACCAGCAGAUACAAAUUUAAGGACCUCAUUCAAACAACCGACGGCUUUCUGAGGCUGCCUGCUCCACUUUUUUCUCGCUGUGCUCAUGACAACCCUGCAGGCUUCUUAAUGACCCAGGCUGAAAAAUGCAACACGGCGAUGAAGAUGGAUGGAUGCACCACCCUUCCGGAACUCGGCAUGCCAUUUUACACCAAUUUUAGCAUUUUGGUGGUGCCCAAUUCCAGCCAAACAGUUAACGUCACCAUCCAGUCCAUCACCAUUCAGGCGCCGGAUGGGCUGCGCACUCGCCUGGCUAAUGCAGACGUUGUGUUGCUCCCUGCGUUAAACGAUCAGUCGUGCAGCAACGUCGUUCUUGAGGCCAGGUAUCUCAUCACCUUUACCGAGGCAGGUGAAAUCGUGGAGGCCACCGUCUCGCUGGUUCUGGGGACAGUUCAUACCAGCGUCGUUUUUCUGCAGCAGAUUUUCGCCAUCCGUUUCAUACAGCAAGAUACUCGGCCUGUCCCUUUCAGCGGAAGCCCUGGUUAUCUUGUGGGGUUACCGAUAAGAGCCGGAUUUAGAUCAGCUGGCUCUGGAGUCAUUCAGAGUCUGAACGAUGAAAGCCAGCUGACCAUGAUGAAAAGCACCACAGCCCAGGAUUGUUUCCGGGCGGAAGGGAGCCGAACCCCAGUACUGUUUGGGUACAAUAUGGUGUCCGGAUGCAAAGUGCGGAUUACCGACAGUGCCGAAUGUGUGCUUCUGGCUCCGGAGAUCCUAAGGGUGUUGAAGGGCCAAAAUUUCCCAGACUACGUGGCCUCGUUUGGAGAUUCCUUGCCUCAGAACGGACCGGACUGGGUCCAAAUCUCUUACAAUUUCACCAAACUGGCCACCUGUGAAAUCCCCGUGUCCUUUCAAGUGGAAGUGAAGUGGACUAAAUACGGCUCCUUGGUGAACCCCCAGGCUAAAAUCGAGAGCCUCACGGUGAUCCUAACAACGGCUGCCUUACCCAAGGUCGAUUCAGGAAGCGAAAGCAUCAUCCAGAUAUUCAGCUCCGUCUCCUUUGAUGACAUCUCUGCCCCUGCACAGCCAGGAUACAAAGCUUGGCCCACCAUUGAAGCCCGCCUGCCCUUUGAUUUUUUCUUCCCUUUUGUUUAAAACCACCUGCAGAAUCCAAAGAUGCCGUGGUUUUUUUUUUAAAGGGGGGAAUCAUUCCUCGCUGAAGUUGAAAACAGUUGCUGCAUCAAAGUGAGCAGAGGCCAAGAUUGCUUCUGCCACCAUCGACUUUGGGAAGACCCCCAGCUGGGAUGAGGGUGGACCUCGGCAGAGUUUGGCUGAAGAUCUUCCUGCUGUUGCUGCUAGUUCAUAAGCGAAUACGGACCGAGGCCCGGAUUCUGCCAGGUGCUACUGCGCAAGAGAAACACGCAGAUGGGAAAGCCGGGAAGUGGAGUCCACGCAUUUGGCAGGCUCCAGAUUGGAGAACUUGGCUUGCUAUACAUCCCGAGUCAAGUCGAACGGGGUCUUCGGGAACUUAAGAAGCAAUCAUUAAUGGAGGCCAGAUGUCAGAAUGCUCAAAGGGCAUCAGAAAAAUAAAGAAUUAAAAAUUCUGAAACAGGAACGUUGGAGACGGAUUCUGCCCUUGUACCUUAAGAAACUUCUUCCGACUCUUUACAAGGGCAGCUUUUGUGAACUACCGGAGGCCGCUUCCGAAUAUGGAUUGGAAUUUAUUACAUUAUUAUUUCUGCUAAGUUUUGUGAAACUGUACAGCUGUACAAGAAAGAAUGGCAUAGCUGAUUUGAGAGUGCUGAAGCUGUUCUACCACUCCCGGUCUCCAAAAGAGAUCUAGGCCAGCCGAGUCUCAGCUGAGUGCCCUCCAACCAACACCUCCCCCCCCCCCGCCCUGCGAGCAGGAUUGGGAGGAUGGCGGAAGGCAGCGUCCACUCUAUCUGAAGGGCAUCAGCUCUGGAGGAAAGCAGCCCGCGCUAAUAAAUGUGCCAAAGGAUCUAUUUACAAGGUCACCCUGUAAACGUAAGCUAACUUCUCAGGGCCAGAACAGGAUCCAAGGAAGAGAUUUGGCCACCGUAGGUCCAGGUCAGGCGUCUUAUUUGGACUGGUUGAGGAGCCCAUGUUGCUUCAUGAGGUUGUUCAGCCUUUCAAUUUCUAUUUCCUGUUGAAGAGAAAGAAAUGAGGUGAUUUCCUGUGUCCCUCAGGCCUUGAGGCAUCUUUUUAUCAACAGCCCUUUUCCAUUUUGGGUGGGGGGCGAAACAGACAAGAAAAAAUGGAAUUUAAAAGCUCUGAGGGGAGCCUAUGACCAAUUACUUCUUAAUUAUUGAAUAAAAAUGAUCACGUCUGAAUUCUCA